Molecule: messenger RNA, 456 nt
Organism: Bipolaris oryzae ATCC 44560
Lineage: Eukaryota; Fungi; Ascomycota; Dothideomycetes; Pleosporales; Pleosporaceae
Exons: 2
Biological process (GO): anaphase-promoting complex-dependent catabolic process; protein K11-linked ubiquitination
Cellular component (GO): anaphase-promoting complex
Source: RefSeq, a predicted model, not a curated record
CUCCGUGAAAUCAGCACUUUAGCCUCAUGGACCGUCUCCUCUUCCAAGCCAGGCUGCUCCAUAACCCAGCUCCGGCAUGCAAACACAAACCUCUUCUGGCAAUCCGACGGCCCCCAGCCCCAUUACCUCAACAUCCACUUCUUCAAGCUCGUCCGCAUAGUCGGUCUCCGCCUCUACCUCGACUUCGAGCAAGAUGAAUCCUACACUCCCACACGCAUCAUCUUCCUCGCCGGCAGCGGCAUGAACGACCUCCAAGAAUGGGGCGAAAUGCGACUCGAAAGCCCCCGAGGCUGGAUCUGGGCCGAUUUCUCCGGCGUCGGCGACGUAGACAGCGACGGCGACGACGAUGACCAAGCCCCCAAAAUGCCAACCCUACGGUGCCAUCUCUUGCAAAUCAAGAUUCUGGAAAACCAUCAGAAUGGAAAAGAUACGCAUUUGCGUGGUUUACAGGUUUUU